Molecule: messenger RNA, 507 nt
Organism: Camelus dromedarius (Arabian camel)
Lineage: Eukaryota; Metazoa; Chordata; Mammalia; Artiodactyla; Camelidae
Product: IQ domain-containing protein F5-like
Exons: 2
Coding region: 1-507 (168 amino acids)
Molecular function (GO): calmodulin binding
Source: RefSeq, a predicted model, not a curated record
AUGGCUCAAUGGUUGGGAACCAUCCUGGUGACUGAGUCACAGGUGCCCGAGUCACAGCCCCCCCCACCAGUGAAAAAGCCACCCCCUGACAAAGAGCUGCAAGCAAUAAAGAUCCAGGCCUGGUGGCGGGGCGCCCUGGUGCGCAGGACGCUGCUGCACGCGGCGCUCAGGGCGUGUAUCAUUCAGUGGUGGUGGAAGCAGAAGCUGGCAGAGCUGCUGGAGAAGAGGCGGCGGGCUGCACUGGAGCAGUAUGCACAGCAAAUAUGGGCAGUGGUCAAACUACAGUCCUUGGUCCGCAUGUGGCGCAUCCGCCUCCGUUACUGCCGUUUGCUCAAUGCUGUUCGCAUCAUCCAGGUCUACUGGCGCUGGCAUAAUUGCCAUACCCGUGGCUUUUUCCAGGGCAGCUAUGAACUCACAGCGAGCCAGCUGGAACUUGAGCUUGAGAUCUUUCUGGGUUCACAGAUCUGUCGAAUUACAGACUGCAUCCCUUUCCCAAUAAAGAACUGA